GAAUCUCAACGUAGGGUCAUUACUUUAAAAUAUUGGUAAAAAGAGAAAUUGGCGGCUUAAAAAAUCCUGGGGGAUCUCCGAUACAUACGUACUUAAAAACGACUCCCAUCAACCGAGUUAAAUAAUUCUGCAUCUCAAUCAAGCCUGUAUUCAACAAUACCAAGUGGAAAUUUCUGAAAUAUUUAUCACAAAUAGAGCUUUGUCAUUAAGGAUUAUUUCUACUGUAUCUUUUGAAAUUGCUGUUGUCAUAAUUUCUAAAGACCUGAGACAAUCAUUUUGGGGUCUAUAUUGUUGGUAAAUAAGCGUCCAAGCCGAAGACCUGAAGAGAAAUUUGCUGGAAUACAUCGUGAGCAAGAAAAUGCCUGUCCAAGUUAACAGAUACCACGACAUAGUCAAAGAUUUAAUCAGCUACAAAUUUCGACAGAAUCACAUUUUUAUUACAGGUUAUAACGAGGAUUCUAGUACGAAGGCUUCAAGACAUCUAAGACUUAUCGCUGAUGAACUUAUAGCGGAAAAUAACGAACUGUUUGAGUCGAUGUGCGACCAGCUUCAUCUCACACCGACCACAACGUACCCAACUUUCGUGGGAAUCGCCGACGAAAUCUUCCAAACAGGAAAAAACUGGGGGAGAAUCGUAGCAUUUUUGGCUUUUGGAGCGACUCUUGCAGUCUACUGUGCUCAAAGAGAGGAAUUAUUUCAGUUAGUAGAUGAUAUAGUUGAAUGGAUUUCGAGGUAUAUGGAUCAGAAUUUGGCGGAAUGGAUUGAGGAAGAUGGUGGAUGGGAUGGCUUCAUGGAUUUCUUUAAUCAAGAAGACUCAUCAAAAGACGAUUCGAGCAGUGCUAGCAGAUGGGGAAUAGCAGCAGUUGCAGGGAUUGGCAUUGGCGCCUUGUUAAUGCUCGCCACAAGGUGACUUAUGAAUACUCAACAGACAAUAAUACACAUACUCCCGUCACCUUGCAAAGUCUCAUCAGAAACACUGGAAGCUGUUCACACCCCCUACCUUAGGCUUAUUUGAAUCUUUGAAGACAUAUUUGUACAAGUCUUUUGUUGCUGAAGUUGCAGUAUUAGGUAUCUGUAGAAAAGGGCUAAUCAAGCUCCAGACUUUUAACCUACCUAAAUGUAUUAAAAGAAAGGAACAAGCAGGCAUGUAGAUACUUAAGAAUGAAAAAAUGACAUUUUAUAGCAAAUUGGUUGAGCCAAAAGAUGGUUGUGUUUAUGCAUAUACUUAUAUUGGUAAUGAAGACUCUUAUUGUAUUUACAGAUCUGUAUCUUCAAUGAAGAAUUGACAAAUGUAUUGUGAAUAUUGAGAUUGAAUAUAACUUGAAAUUGUAUUUUUUUGGUAGCUGUAAGAUGUAGUUAAAAGGUGGAUAGAAUAUAGAAAAAAGACUCACAUCAAUACAGCAAUUGGYGGAGCAAAAAUAUUCGAACUUGAAAUACAAGCGACAUUCACACUUAAAAGAACAAUGCCUAAAUUCGGCUUGUUUCUUCUUCAUACAACACAGAAAAAAAUGAAUGUUGAAUCUGAAGUGUGGUUCAAACCAAUCCUACGUAAUCAAAUCUUCUAUUUCUGUCCCAUUUUAUAGUUCUUGUCUCAUUCAAUUUAUUUGACUGAAAAGUGGAAGAGUAUCGUAGUUCUCAUGCAUUAUCAAAAUUUCCAAAGAGUGGAUGUACUAUUACUGUAACAUACAGUAUUUAUUAAAUAAAAACAAAAAGUUGCAUCGACGCAACUUAGUAAUUUUACUAACUUUCAAAAAAAAAAUUAGUAUUUUAAUAUAUGAUUUUAUUGGGUGAAUAUUCAGACAUUGUUAUAGCCCUAAUGCAACCACUCAUAGAUUUCUUUUCUAAGAAUUAUAGUCAGUUCUGUAGUCAGUUGUACUAUUUAUUAUUAGGCAUUAUUAGGCUUUUUAAUAGUUAACAAUAUUGGUCAUACGUUUCUACAUUCAAAGUUUGGCACAAAAGUAACAACUAUGAUAAUGUUUAAAAUUGGAAAUACUAAAUUUGCUUGAAUUCAGUGACCAAAUAAUGAUUCAAAGUUGAGUUUAGACUUGCUGUUUUUGUGAUAUCCAACCUCAGCUUUGAAACAUUCUUGCCGUUCAUUUUUCAAGCGCAUUUAGAUAAGGUCCAUUGGUUCGGUUAUAGUUUACCAUGUAUUGUAUAUACCGGUAUAAAUUAAAGUUACAAAUUAGGUUCUUGAAA
Actinia tenebrosa (Australian red waratah sea anemone) is the source of this 2196-nucleotide messenger RNA. Its product is annotated as apoptosis regulator Bcl-2. Lineage: Eukaryota; Metazoa; Cnidaria; Anthozoa; Actiniaria; Actiniidae. Gene Ontology annotation, biological process: release of cytochrome c from mitochondria; intrinsic apoptotic signaling pathway in response to DNA damage; extrinsic apoptotic signaling pathway in absence of ligand. The record is from RefSeq and is a predicted model, not a curated record. Gene Ontology annotation, molecular function: BH domain binding. Gene Ontology annotation, cellular component: mitochondrial outer membrane.